AUGUUUCUAGAUGAUGGCUUUGGCACUGAUGGUACAUUACAGAGCACAUUAAAGUUGUCACAUGACAUCAAGCAGGAUUUACUUGAUUCUGGUUUAAUCCCUAAAGCUGGUAAAUCAUUGUGGGAGCCUGUACAAGUGCUAGAGUGUUAUGGCGAAGAGAUAGAGGAGCUGCCGGACGUCUUGGUGGACAAGGUCUCCUUGCUGACGGGAUUACUCGAAGAGUCGCGAGCCAAAAGUACAUGUGAUUCCUAUAAACGAGGAUUCCGACGUUGUGCGGCAGGGGCUUUGAGUAAUGGACUUACCAUUCUUCUCAAGAAGGAACGACACAGUGGAGAGUUUAAGAAGACAUCAAUAGAAAUCCAUGACAAUAAUGCUGCACUCAUGAAAGAUUCCUCGGCUGGUGUUGAAGAAGCACUUGUGAAAAAACCCUCCUUUGAUGUUAACGACAGUGGCAAAGACACACAAUCACAAAAGGGCAACGUUUCUAGUGGGUCAAUGACUGGACGGGAAGUUGGACAAAGACACCGUCGAUCGGGCGAGACCCCCCAAAUUGCCUUUACCGUUUCCGUUUCAACCAAACAAAUCGAGAACCUUGGCAAACAUCAGACUAUCGUAUUUGACCAUGUGAUCACCAAUGUAGGGAGCAUGUACAACCCUUUGACUGGUAUAUUCCAUGUUCCAUACUCGGGAACAUAUGUCUUUAGCUUGACUUUCAACCCCGGGAAGUUGAUGGAAUCAGACACCUACCUAGAAAUUGUUCAAAACGGUGCACAAUUGGCAGAUGUCCUUGUCGAGAACAGUGCUCGAGAUUCUGCUGGCAACUAUAUAGGAUAA
Molecule: messenger RNA, 834 nt
Organism: Mya arenaria
Lineage: Eukaryota; Metazoa; Mollusca; Bivalvia; Myida; Myidae
Exons: 6
Coding region: 1-834 (277 amino acids)
Molecular function (GO): protein binding
Source: RefSeq, a predicted model, not a curated record